Molecule: messenger RNA, 738 nt
Organism: Sceloporus undulatus (fence lizard)
Lineage: Eukaryota; Metazoa; Chordata; Lepidosauria; Squamata; Phrynosomatidae
Exons: 7
Coding region: 1-738 (245 amino acids)
Source: RefSeq, a predicted model, not a curated record
AUGUUGGAGGACCUCCAGAUGCCUAGAAAGAGCCCCUUUGCACUGGUGGCUUCCAUGUCUUUGGGGUGCAACAAUGUCAAAAUAUCUGCAAACCUCAGCUAUGUGGUUUGUGACAACAUGCAGAAUCUGAGCCUGGUAAACCGGACUUUUAUUGUCCAGGCCUUAGAGUUUUCUCUGAGAAAAAGGGCGAACGUUUCGCUCAAUGUCGCCAGAGUCCUGGUCAGCCAAGUGGAUGCGGAAGAGCUAGAGGCGGCGCUGGAGGAAUUCAAUACGAAGAUUGUGAACUCUUCCCUGAUCUCUCACAACUGGAAAGAGGUCAUACUGAGAGCGUUGUGGGAUGAGAGGCUAAGAAAUGAGGACCGUUUCAACGAAACAGAGUUUGUAACCGCCUGGUUCCAGAGGAGACUUCGACUUUUCAUCUCGGCCAUUUCCACAGAUAUGCUCCAGUGUCUUCACAAUGAAACCAUGCAAUGCGAUCAGUACCAGGCAAUUGUUAAAGGUCUAGAUGCAGAGUUUACGAAGAUGAGUCUCUCUGUUCAGACGGACAUUUUGCACUCUUUCCAGAUUCCCUACUUGAAAGGAUUGGAUUCGGAUGACUCCUCUCUCCGAUGCUACUCCUCAAACGCCAGCUUUUCCGCUUUCUUGGAAGAGAGCCUUCAGAGCUUUGGGGACCUUCUGACUUUGAGAGACCUGGAAACCUUAGUCCCCACAUCUAAGCUCCACAAGUUUAAAUGCUAA